Salvia splendens (bonfire salvia) is the source of this 1116-nucleotide messenger RNA. RefSeq lists its product as uncharacterized. The coding region runs from base 724 to 1116 and encodes 130 amino acids. The transcript has 3 exons. The record is from RefSeq and is a predicted model, not a curated record. Lineage: Eukaryota; Viridiplantae; Streptophyta; Magnoliopsida; Lamiales; Lamiaceae.
AGUCGUCUUCGCCCCCCGUCGGCCAUUGCUCCGGUCGGCGCCGCCUCCGCGCUGCUGGAGCUCACUUCUGUCGUCACCGCCACUGCUCCACGGCUAGUCGCCGCCUCGCUGGCUGUUCGGCUUGAGGCGCUGCGGCUCGCCGCCGCCGCCUCUGUCCCGUGCUGUCUCCACCAUUGGUCAGCACCACCCGCCGCUGCCCCUCGACUCGCCACUGGUUCGCGGGCGGUACAGAUAGGACGGCGCGGUCAGCUGCCGCCGCUGGUCUUCUACCGACGGCGAGAUUCCCACCGUUGGCUCUCCUCCGCAAGUGCCGAGCAGCCCUCGCGGCCUUGCUGAUACAGCCCCACUUCUCAAUUGGAACAAGAUAAGUUCUUUUUUCAAUUCUCUAUUCUACAUUUAAAUCCUUUUCGAAGCUACUUGGUGAUUUCUUAGUCCAUUAGAGAAGUUGGGAGAAAGGCAGAUUUAGCAAAAUCUGGGUUUUAGGCCUAAAGUUGUUAACUUAUUUCUUUAUGGUAGAACAUGAAGAAGGGAGUGAUUAUUGAUAUUACUUAGCAUGUCGAUAGGGGCCUUUAAGUUCUAAAGCUUCUACAUGAUGCAAAAAAGGAAAGGCUUGGGGUGGAGAGCAUGGUUACCUGCUGUGGAGCUAUGAAGAAGGUGUGGACGAACUCCCCCUUUGCUGCUUAGUUCUUGGUCCUCACAAAACAGAAAUAUGCUGAAUUUUUGAUGUGGUGGAAGGGGAAACUUGAUGUAUGUGGAGGAGUUCUUAUAGGCAAAGAUGGUACCAGGAGGAAGUGCAGGUUUGACUGCACAAGGGGAAUAUGCAGGCUCGACUUGCUCAUUAAGGAGGAAGCUGCAAGUCUCGGCUGCCACCUUGUUGUCAGCCUUGGGCUUGGAGGACAUAGAGGCCUGAAGUACAACUAUUAUGAGAUUUUGUUUUUCUUAAACUCUUUGGCCCAUCCAAGAGUAUUUGUAAUAGUAAUAUCCCAUAUUCUUUUCUUCCAUUCAUGUAAGACGAUCAUGCAAGUUAAAGUAUUAUUCGAGAAAUAUGCGAACACUUUCGUUUGGGGAGAACAACUUCAUAUCCUUGUACAACGUUCAUUUUAUUUCAUAACAUAG